This is a messenger RNA of Entrophospora sp. SA101, 1584 nucleotides long. Lineage: Eukaryota; Fungi; Glomeromycota; Glomeromycetes; Entrophosporales; Entrophosporaceae. The record is from the annotation of a GenBank genome assembly.
AUGAGUGAAUUAUAUUUAUUAGAUUAUGGUGCAGGUAAUGUUCGUAGUUUAGUGAAUGCUGUGAAUAGAUUAGGCUUUGAAAUUAAAUGGGUAAAAGAACCGACUGAUAUUUUAAAAGCUGACAAAUUAAUUUUUCCUGGAGUCGGAGCAUUUGGUAGUGCAAUGAAUUCGUUGGUGGCAAAACAAUAUGUGGAACCUUUAAAAAAAUAUAUCUCUUCAGGAAAACCAUUUAUGGGGAUAUGCGUUGCAUUACAAACAAUGUUUGAAGGUUCUGAAGAAAGCCCUGGUGUAUCAGGAUUGGGUAUUAUACCUGGAAUCGUAAAGAAAUUUGACAAGAAUGAUGAGAAAUCAGUGCCUCACAUGGGAUGGAAUGAGUAUGGAUCAGAGGUUUUCAUAAGUUCAAUUCAGAAAGAUAAUAUAUUUUGUACACAAUUUCAUCCAGAAAAAAGUGGCAAAGCUGGAUUAAAGAUAUUAAAAAGUUUUUUGGAAAAAGAUAUUAUUAGUUCUAUCAACAACAAAAACAACAAUUCCAAUAAAAAUUAUUCUGCAACUAAAAUAAACCCUGUCUUAUUAUCAAAAGACCAUUUCACAAAAAGAAUUAUUGCUUGCUUAGACGUUAGAACAAAUGAUCAAGGGGAUUUAGUUGUCACCAAAGGUGAUCAAUAUGAUGUAAGAGAAGAUAUUGAUAAUGACAACAAUGUUAUUGAUGUCAAUAAUAAUAUAAAAGUGACACGUAGAGUAAGAAAUCUUGGUAAGCCUGUUGACUUGGCACGUAGAUAUUUUGAAGAGGGUGCAGAUGAAAUCACCUUUUUAAAUAUAACAUCAUAUAGAAAUUUUCCAUUAUCAGAUUUACCAAUGUUGGAGAUUUUACGUAAAACAUCAGAAACAGUUUUUGUACCUUUAACAAUUGGUGGUGGGAUACGAGAUUUUAUUGAUCCUGAUGGAAAAUUUCAUUCAGCACUAGAUGUAGCUGGUGAAUACUUUAGGUCAGGUGCUGAUAAAGUAUCAAUUGGUAGUGAUGCUGUUUAUGCUGUAGAAAAAUACUUGAAGAAUGGGUGUAGUUUGGAUGGUAGUACAGCAAUUGAAUUGAUAUCAAAGGGUUAUGGAUCACAGGCAGUUGUGAUUUCAGUUGAUCCAAAAAAAGUUUAUGUCAAGAGCCCAGAAGAAACUCCACAUCAUGUGAUCAAAACAAAGUAUCCAGGUCCAAAUAAAGAAACAUGGUGUUGGUAUCAAUGUACAGUGAAAGGUGGUAGGGAAACAAGAGAUGUGGAUGUUUAUCAGUUAGUUACCAUUUGUGAGAUAAUGGGAGCAGGAGAAAUUUUGUUGAAUUGUAUUGAUAAGGAUGGUACAAACUCAGGUUAUGAUUUGGAAUUGAUAGAAGAUGUUAAAAAAAGUGUAAAGAUUCCUAUUAUUGCUUCAAGUGGAGCUGGUAAUGAAUCUCACUUCCUUGAAGUUUUUAAAUGCACUGGUGUUGAGGCAGCACUUGCUGCAGGAAUAUUUCAUCGUAAAGAGGUUCCUAUUGAAAAAGUCAAGAAAUUGUUAAAACAUAAUGAUAUCUUGAUUAGGAAUGUGGAUAAUGAAUGA